ACAUAUGUGGUAAUUACCAGAAACUUCCUGAAGCUUCUGGAGCGCGUCCUGCUAGAAUAUAAAGCUGGGACAGCCCCACUGACUGACAGAAAGAUACACUAGAAACACAAGAGUGACGAGACGCCUGAACAUCAAGAAGACUCAAGAUUAAAUAAAAGAAAGAUGCUGUGCUCUCAUGGAUUCCCGUCUGCCCUCAGUCCAUUCAUGGACUUCUCCUGGCCUGUACGCAGUCUGUGGCCAGAGGUCAGACCUCUGUUCUACCAGCAGCAUGUCAUGCAGAGAGACCUACAGGAGCUGCGCAGCAGUCUGCAGCUGAUGGACAAACUUCAACGCCAGAUCCUGGAGGACACAGAGCCUUUCAGGAGCAGCGUGGCUCUGCAGCCAGUCUCCUACCAGCUGGACAAAGAGGGAGAGCACUUUGGCCUAACCCUGGACACUCAGGGCUUUUCUCCGGAAGAUCUGUCAGUCCGGCAGGUGGGCAGGAAGCUGAGAGUCAGCGGGAAGAUGGAGAAGAAACAAGAGGACGGGAAAGGCUUCUACUCUUACAGCCUGCAGGAGUUCAGACAGGAGUUUGAUCUGCCUGAAGGGGUGAACCAUGAAGACGUCAGCUGCCAUCUUUCUCCAGAUGGAAAACUCCACAUCCAGGCAGCCAAAGUUCCUUGUAUCGAGGGGACGGAGAGAGAGCUGACUAUCAAGAGGAGCUCAGAGGAGGAACCACAGCAGAGUGUUUGUUCACAGUCAGAAGACAGCAGAGCAGAAACACAGAACAGAUCAUAGAACAAAAAUGAAAACAUG
Messenger RNA from Xiphophorus couchianus (Monterrey platyfish), 795 nucleotides. RefSeq names its product heat shock protein 30-like. The record is from RefSeq and is a predicted model, not a curated record. Gene Ontology annotation, biological process: protein refolding; response to heat. The coding region runs from base 163 to 777 and encodes 204 amino acids. The transcript has a single exon. NCBI's taxonomy places the organism in Eukaryota, Metazoa, Chordata, Actinopteri, Cyprinodontiformes, Poeciliidae. Gene Ontology annotation, cellular component: cytoplasm; nucleus.